Molecule: messenger RNA, 3786 nt
Organism: Brienomyrus brachyistius
Lineage: Eukaryota; Metazoa; Chordata; Actinopteri; Osteoglossiformes; Mormyridae
Gene: pms1
Product: PMS1 homolog 1, mismatch repair system component
Exons: 13
Coding region: 143-2767 (874 amino acids)
Biological process (GO): mismatch repair
Cellular component (GO): MutLalpha complex
Molecular function (GO): ATP hydrolysis activity; ATP-dependent DNA damage sensor activity; ATP binding
Source: RefSeq, a predicted model, not a curated record
AUUUGCAACUGGACUUCCGGUACCCGCCGAUACCGCGCACGAGCCAUGUUCAGAAAACAAACAAACCCGUGAGCUACCGGGGUCUCUUAAGAGAGGGAGUUAUGUGUAUCGAUGCUGCUGAUGAGACCGUCUGUUAGACGAAAUGAAGCAGCUGCCUGCAGAAACUGUGCGAUUGCUGUCGAGCUCUCAGGUCAUCACCUCUGUGGUCAGCGUGGUCAAGGAGCUGGUGGAGAACUCACUGGACGCCGGUGCCUCGAGCGUCGACGUGAAGCUGGAGAACUACGGGCUGGAUCGCAUAGAGGUGAUAGACAAUGGAUGUGGAAUCAAAGCUGCCGAUGCUCCAGUGAUGGCCGUCAAGCAUUACACCUCCAAGAUCUCUUGUCACAGUGACCUUGAGCGCCUGGAGACCUAUGGGUUCCGGGGAGAGGCUCUGGGAUCAAUUUGCGCUGUGUCUGAGGUCAUCCUGACCACAAAAACAGCUGAUGACAAUGUCAGUACCCAGUACACACUGGACCACAAUGGGAGCGUCACGUCCAGGAAGCCGUCUCAUCUUGGCCAGGGUACCACGGUGAGCGUCUUCAAGCUCUUUAAGAACCUCCCGGUGAGGAGGCAGUUCUACUCUAGUACUAAGAAGUGCAAGGAGGAGCUGAGGAAGGUGCAGGAACUGCUAAUGGCCUACGGCAUCAUCAAGCCAGCUCUUAGAGUACUACUGACACACAACAAGGCGGUGGUCUGGCUGAAGGCCAAGGCAUCGGAUCACCGAACAGCCCUGAUGGCGGCAUUGGGAACCAGCACUGUGGCUUCCAUGGUGCCUCUCCAGCAUCGGCAGGAGCAGCCAGAGAUCGUUCUGGAAGGAUUCUUCCCCAAACCUGGCUCUAACCCCAGCCUGAUGAGCUCCACUACACCUGACCGCACGUUCGUGUUCAUUAACAAUAGACCUGUCCACCACAGAGACAUUCUCAAGCUGCUGAAGCGACAGUACGGGGCCCAUGUUGGCGGGGAAGGAGCCCCCAGCCGCUACCCUGCGCUCCUGUUGAGUGUCACUGUCACUGCCUCUGCCGUCGAUGUCAACCUCACCCCUGACAAGACCCAAGUGAUGCUUCAGUGCAAGGAAGCUGUUUUAUUGGCCCUGGAAUCCAUGCUGACAUUACUCUAUUGCGCGGAGUCCAGUGGGCCGCCCCCUGUUGUCCCAAAAGAUCCUGACUGCAGAGUGGAGGAAGGUCCCGUGUGCCAAACCACCGCUGACUGUCCGAGGCCCCCUGGGGUUGAUGACAUGGCCCAGGUCACACCAUCGGACCAGCAUUCUGAGUGCGAGAAACCUGUGAGCGAAAACACCGCCAGCAGGUCGGCAAACACGAGUUCCUCGUCCUCGUCAGAGGACUGGGUCAUCAACAGCUCAUGCAGCUUUGAGCUGAACCUAUCUCUGACUGGCGAGGAUGGCAUCACGAAUGUCACCGGGGUGUCAGAGCCAGACCUGGAGGACCGACCCAAACCAGGUCGGAACAGCAGUAGCUGUGUCCCUGAGGUCUCCCCUGCGAGCUGGAGUAUGGGCCGUGGGCUGCUGGACCCGGACACGGGGCAGGCCGUCUCGCCCGUGAGGGUCCAUGUUCCAGCACCGGAACCUAAGAAGGCGGCCAAGCUCACAGCCUAUGACCUGAUCAGCAACCGCACUGUGCGCCAGCCCCUAUCGGCCAGCGCCAUGUUCGAGCAGGAGAACCGGGCUGCUGUCCAGCGGGAGAAGCCCGAUGCCAGCGAGCAGGACAUGAGCACCGCCCUGGAGGAGAGAUGGAAGAACCUGGGGGUGCAAGAAAGGAAGAAGUAUGAGGAGAAGGCUGAAAAGGACCUACUGCGCUAUCACCUCCAGUCAAACCAGGCUGUAGAGAGAGGCAGCUCAGAAAAGCAUCCAAAGCCAUCGCCUCCUGCUGGUCCAGGCCAGAAACGCAAGGCCUCUCUGUCAAACCAGCAGAUCCUGGACCAGCUGUUCUUUCAACCUCCCAGUAAGAAGAAGCCCCCUCCAGAGAAGCGGUCUAUCCCAGUCACUUUCAGCCUGGCGGCACUGAGGCAGAGGCUGAUCAGAACCACAAUGGACCGCAGGAUCGACUCAGAUACAGGGGGGGUGCAGCUCGUGGGCCGCCUGCCCUCGCACAGCACCUGGGUCAUCCUGCGCGGCUCCCAGCUCCUGCUGCUGGACCCGUCCCGCAUAGAGGAGGUGCUACUCUUCACCAAACUGCUGGAGACCAACAUCAUCCCCACCCGCCUGCUGGACGCCCCGGUCACCCUAACUGACAGUGUCCUGGGCGACCCAGCAAACAUGAGGGCUCUGUGCAGCAUGCAGAAGGACCCUCCCGAGUUCAGCGGGGCCACCUACUUUACCGACCCCAGGCUCGUGGCCAAUGGCUUCCGGAUCCGGCAGAUCCCUGGCCCUCUGUCCUCAGAGCCGCAGCUGGAAGUGGCCGCGAUGGCUGACUGCAUCCCUUGCUUCGGCGUAGCCGACCUCAAGGAAAUUUUGAGGGCUGUGGUCGAGAGGCACGUGGCGAACGUGAAGGAGUGCAGGCCUCUCAAGGUCUGCAGCUACCUGGAGGGAGAGGCAGUGCGCCUUGUGCGGCAGCUUCCCCUCUGUUUGUCCCGGGAGGACGUGAGGGACACCCUGUCUCGGCUGGACCGGCAACUGGGCACCACACGCCACACCUGCCUGCAUGGACGCCCAUUCUUCCAUCCACUGGCCAAGGUUCCAGAGAUGGAGCAGGAUGCCCCCACGAGUUGCUGAGCUGGAUGGGAGAGUUGGCCUCCUUCUCACCCGUCCUGCUCCUACUCUCACUGAACUUGAAACUGAAAGCCUUAUUUGAUGGUUUCUCAUUAAAAAAAACGUUGUUUUAAUUCUAUUGAUGAAUAAUUUUUUUCUAUGCACUGUAUUAAUGUCCAGAUUUAUUAAAUGUCCAUUAAUAAAUUACAAUUUUGUGAAUCGCCUUCAGUAGCCAUCGUCAUGAGCUUGACAUCAGAAUGGCAGCUCUCCGCUACUCAUGCAGGGCCCACAGAACUGUACUAGACUGCCUUUUCUCACAGGGGCAGCUAAAGAUGUCCUGAAUUGCCAUAAUCUAGCAGCAUGACCCCAAAGCCAAGGGGGAGGGGGAUGGGCAGAGCUGUUGACUUUGGCAAAGCCCUUAAGAUGAAGCGGCUAGCUGGACUCACUGUCCAGCAGCACGGAGCACCUGUUCCCAUAAGCACUCUCCUAAGGACACCAAUGCAAUGUCUGAAAUGAGACAGUCAAAUUCUUGUGCUUGGGCAGGCUCCAGCAACUGUUUAUGUUUACGCUGGAUUUUUUGGAGCAGAGUUGCUGUUUUCACUCACUCAAAUCAGCCAAGACAGGCCUCAGAUGAGGAAGUGGUCCCAAAAACCCCUACGCAUUGAAGGGAAUUGGCGUCCACAUUAUUAUGGUUAGUCAUGAUGUCACAGAUUAACAUUCGGAAAGGUGCUUCUUUUUUAAUCAAGGGAUGUGAUGGAAUUAAAAUCACAGUAGAAAAUCAAUGCAAAAAUUGUCAGAAAAUAAAUAAAAUUGACAAACUAUAAAGGCAAAGAAAUUGCUACAAGUCACUUAAGCAACAACAAUGCUUCGAGCCGAGGAGCUCGACCCAUGGUCAGCGAUUAAGUACCAAUAUUAUUUACUGCUGUAAUGCACUUGUGCUCCAGUCAUACUUAAUCUGCUUAAAUAAGAUUGUAUGUAAAUAUGGGUUUAAUAAUCAGUAAAUACUAAUCUAAAUUAAUAAAAGAAUGGCUGUUAUUACCAAA